Pangasianodon hypophthalmus (striped catfish) is the source of this 2125-nucleotide messenger RNA. RefSeq names its product E3 ubiquitin/ISG15 ligase TRIM25-like. Bases 86 to 1753 code for a protein of 555 amino acids. The transcript has 6 exons. Lineage: Eukaryota; Metazoa; Chordata; Actinopteri; Siluriformes; Pangasiidae. Gene Ontology annotation, molecular function: protein binding; zinc ion binding. The record is from RefSeq and is a predicted model, not a curated record.
ACCACAAACAGAACCAGGAAGCUCCUUUCUAAAAAAACGAAACUCAGAAAGUUUGUUUUCUAAGUGAGUGUUUGAGUUCAGGAAAAUGGCAGAAGCCAGUAUUUCAAUAGAUCAGGAUCAUUUCAGCUGUCCAGUGUGUCUUGAUUCUCUGAAGGAUCCUGUGACUACUCCUUGUGGCCACAAUUUCUGUAAGGUGUGUAUUAAUGGCUUCUGGGAUCAGGAGGAUGUGAAGGGCAUCUACAGCUGCCCCCACUGUAGAGAGACUUUCACUCCAAGGCCUGUUCUACACAGGAACAACAUGCUGGCUGAAGUUGUGGAGAAACAAAAUAAGGCUGAACUCCAAGCUGCUUCUCCUGCUCACUGUUACGCUGGACCUGGAGAUGUGAAGUGUGAUUCCUGCAUUGGAAGAAAACGCAAAGCCAUUAAUUCCUGUCUGGUAUGUAAGGCUUCCUAUUGUGAAGAUCAUCUUCAACCUCACUAUCAGUCUCCUGCCUGUAAGAAGCACAAGUUAGUUGAAGCCUGUGCAGAGCUCCAAGAGAAGAUCUGCUCUCAACAUGACAAAGCGAUCGAGAUCUACUGUCGUACUGACCAAAGCUUCAUCUGUUUUUUGUGUACGAUGGAUGAGCACAAAGGCCAUGAUACGGUUUCAACUAAAGCAGAAAGAACUGAAAAACAGAAUGAGCUAAAGGAGGAGCAGAUGAAAUCCCAGCAGAGGAUCCAGGAGAAGCAGAAGAAGGUGCAGGAGCUGAAACAGACUGUGGACACUAUUAAGAAGCGUUCACAGGCAGCAGUAGAUGACAGUGAGAGGAUCUUUACUCAGCUGAUCAGCUCCAUGGAGAAAAAGCGCUCGGAGGCGAAGAACCUGAUCAGAGCUCAGGAGAAAGCUGAACUGAGUCGAGCUGAACGACUCCUGAAGCAACUGGAGCAGGAGAUUGCUGAUCUUAAGAGGAGAGUCACUGAGCUGGAGCAGCUUUCACACACACACGAUCACAUCCACUUCCUCCAGAGUUUCCCGUCUCUCUGUGUUUCUCCUGGAUGUGAGGACUCACCCAGCAUCACUGUCAAUCAACAUCUCUCAUUUGAUGGAGUGAGGAAAUCUCUCUCAGAUCUGAAAAAACAAGUCAAGCAAAUCUGUGAGAAGGAAUUCAACAAAAUCCGUCCACAAGCUGCAGCAGUUCAGACAUUACCUUCACAGUUGAAAAACAAAGAGGGUUUUCUGCAGUAUUUCUAUUAUCUGACUCUGGAUCCCAACACAGCACACUGUCGACUCAUUCUGUCUGACAAGAACAGAGUGGUGACAUACAGUAGGACAGAACAGCGAUGCUCUGAUCAUCCAGAGAGAUUUGACUCCUGGCCUCAGGUGUUGUGUAAGGAGAGUGUGUGUGGACGCCGUUACUGGGAGGUGGAGUGGAGCGGUGAGAGAUGGGUGUACAUAGCAGUCUCAUAUAAAGAGAUCAGCAGGAAAGGACAGGGUUAUGAGUGUUUGUUUGGACACAACAGUCAGUCCUGGAGUCUGGAGUGUUCUUCUUCCUCUGUCUCUUUCUGGAAUGACAAAAUUAAGACUGAGCUCCGAGGUCCAGCGUCCUCCAGAAUAGGAGUGUAUGUGGAUCACAGUGCAGGAACUCUGUCCUUCUACAGCGUCUCUGACACGAUGAGGCUCCUCCACAGAGUCCAAACCACAUUCACUCACCCUCUAUAUGCUGGAUUCUGUGUAGGAAAUAACUCAACUGUCAGGUUAUGUGAUCGAAAAUGAAAUGUUAUUAAAAAGGGUUUACAAAAAUUAUAACUGAGGUAUAAGAUUUAAAUUCACUCUGAGCUACAGUGCCACUUUUGUGUGCACAAACUGUAGCACAUUAUUAUUAUUAUUAUUAUUAUUAUUAUUAUAAUUAUUAUUAUUAUCUAACUGCAUCUUUUCUAUAGAUUAAUCAAUUACAUAAGUAAUCUCUUAAUGCAGAAUGUAGGAUGUUUCUAGAAAAAAACAAAUGUUAUCAAAUAUACUGUUUAACUGUAUGCAUUAGUAGCAAAUCUAUUAUACUGAUAUGAAAAGUUUGCAUGUCUCAAAAAAUUCUGUUUUGGUUUUGGCAAAGAAUGUUUCUUUUGAAAUAAUAAAACUUACUCAAACCGC